AUGAUGAGAAAACCACCAACACGACUUUGGGGCCUUUCAGGCCAGUGCCGAAGCCUACGACUAGAACUUACGGGAAGUUUCCAAUCCAGGAGAGCAGUAAUUCAAGCCAGCAAGACCUACGCCACGGUUUCGCCUGUAACCGUCAAGAAAUACUCGGGCGCGUGUGGUGCAGAGGUCGUGGGCGUCGAUCUCGCCAAGGACCUUUCCGACCCAAACGUGGUCAAGGCGAUCCGUGGUGCCCUCCUCGAGCACCUGGUUAUCUUCUUCCACGAUCAGGCGCACCUCACUGCGGCCGACUUUCUGGCCUUCACCAAGCAUUUUGGUACGCCAGUCAGAUAUCCAAUGAUCAGCGGUCUCGCAGACCACCCCGAAAUCAUUGAAGUGCUCAAGCGCGAACACGAAAGGACAAACUUCGGUGGCGUCUGGCAUUCCGAUACUACAUACCUCAACCAGCCCCCAAUGGCGUCCAUCUUGCUGGCCCGAGAAUUGCCACCUUACGGUGGUGACACGUGCUUUGCGAACCAGUAUCUCGCCUACGAUUCGCUGAGUGACGGAGUCAAGAAGACGUUGAAGGGACUGCGGGCCAUUAGCAGUUCCGCCAAAGCCGAUGUGAGCAAGACACGAGAGGAUCGCGUCAAGGAGGACGCACAGGGGUCCGGGAACGAGAACAGGGACCUGGAGGUUUCGCACCCAGCUGUGCGAACCCAUCCCGAGACAGGCCGUGAGGCCCUCUAUCUAAAUGUGGCUCACACAACUCGAUUUGACGGUUGGACCGAAGAGGAGAGUAAACCGUUACUGGACUACCUCUUCCAGCACCAGGUAAAGCUCGAAUACACUUGUCGUUUCAAUUGGAGAGUUGGCUCGGUGGCGUUUUGGGACAAUCGAUGCGUGCAGCACAAUCCGGUCAACGAUUAUCACGGGUUCAAAAGGUCGAUGCAUCGAAUAACGCUGGCGGGGGAUACGCCCAAGUGA
Molecule: messenger RNA, 972 nt
Organism: Exophiala spinifera
Lineage: Eukaryota; Fungi; Ascomycota; Eurotiomycetes; Chaetothyriales; Herpotrichiellaceae
Exons: 1
Coding region: 1-972 (323 amino acids)
Cellular component (GO): cytoplasm
Molecular function (GO): 2-oxoglutarate-dependent dioxygenase activity
Source: RefSeq, a predicted model, not a curated record